This is a messenger RNA of Impatiens glandulifera, 3032 nucleotides long. RefSeq names its product pentatricopeptide repeat-containing protein At3g06920-like. The transcript is spliced from 3 exons. NCBI's taxonomy places the organism in Eukaryota, Viridiplantae, Streptophyta, Magnoliopsida, Ericales, Balsaminaceae. Bases 265 to 2883 code for a protein of 872 amino acids. The record is from RefSeq and is a predicted model, not a curated record. Gene Ontology annotation, molecular function: protein binding.
GCCAGACUCUGUUCUACACAAACUUGCGCCGGCAAAGUAUAGUCGCCGGAAAGGUAAGUCGCAGCGGUUCAGGCAGAAGCAGCGAGAAGGCAACUCUUCCUUUAUUGUAUUUCUGUAUCCCCCGACCUGUGACGGUGGCACAAGCUGCUCUCUCACCACCACCACCACGUUCAUCUUAGUCGGAUAUUUAUAAUUCUUGCAAAUAUAAUCGGACCCCCAAUGGACUGAAGAAGCUGGAACAAAGAUCGGUUCACAUUUUCCAACAUGAAGGCGCUUUCAAGAAUUUCGAUUCAAGGGAAAGGAGUAACAUUCAACAAUUCACUCCGGAAGAAGUUUUCAUCCUUCUGUCUUCAACAAAUAGAUGGACCAGGACAAGGCGUGGAAAGAGUCUGCAAAAUUCUAGAGACUGGUCCAUGGGAAGCUUCAACAGAGAGUGCUCUGUCUUCCAUUGAUGAAGCCCCUCAUACUGAAUUGAUAAUCCGAGUUCUAAGCCAGCUCAAGAACAUCAACACAGCAGUGAACUACUUCAGAUGGACCGAGAGAAAGAUUGAUAAACCCCAUUGUCCAGAGGCAUACAACACACUCAUAAUGUUAAUGGCUAGAAUUAAACAGUUUGAUCAUCUAGAAAAGAUUCUAGAAGAAAUGAGCAUUGCUGGAUUCGGUCCAUCCAACACUACAUCAAUGGACGUAGUUGUUAACUGUGUCAAGUCCCAUAAACUGCAAGACGCAUACGAUUUCAUUCACACCAUGAGGAAAUUCAAGUUCAGGCCUGCAUUCUCCGCUUACACAACUCUAAUCGGUGCUUUAUCCGAAGUUCACCAGCCCGACCAAAUGUUAAUACUUUUUAAUCAGAUGCAAGAAUUAGGUUAUGAGCCAAGUGUCCAUCUCUUCACCACUCUAAUUCGCGUUUUGGCAAACGAAGGCCGAGUUGACGCCGCAUUAUCUCUUCUAGAUGAACUGAAACGCAAUUCGUUGGAGGCUGAUAUCGUCCUUUAUAAUGUAUGCAUAGAUUGCUUUGGAAAAGCGGGUAAAGUAGAUAUGGCUUGGAAAUUCUUUCACGAGCUGAGAACAAUCGGGCUCAAGCCAGACGAUGUCACCUACACUAGCAUGAUAGGUGUCCUAUCGAAAGCUAAUAGGAUCCAAGAAGCUGUUGAAAUAUUCGACGAGAUGGAAGCCAAUCGAAAUGUCCCAUGUGCGUAUGCGUAUAACACAAUGAUCAUGGGUUUUGGUUCGGUUGGGAUGUUCGAUGAAGCUUACAAUCUACUCGAAAGGCAACGUUUAAAAGGGAGUAUACCGAGUGUGAUUGCUUAUAAUGGCAUCCUUACUUGUCUCGGGAAGAAGGGUAAAGUCGACGAAGCUAUGAAAAUAUUCGAGGAAAUGAAGAAAGACGCGAAACCUAGUCUCGCCACUUAUAACAUCAUCAUGGACAUUCUUUGCAAGGGAGGAAAACUCGAGACUGCUUUCAAGAUUCGAGAUUUCAUGAAAGAAAUCGGUUUGUUUCCAAACAUUCGGACCGUGAAUAUAAUGAUAGAUAGAUUGUGUAAAGCUCGAAAGCUUGAUGAAGCCUGUUCUAUCUUUGAGGAGUUGGAUCACAAAGUAUGCACCCCUAAUGAAGUAACUUUUUGUUCGUUGAUUGACGGUUUGGGCCGAAGUGGAAGAGUUUCGGAUGCUUACACACUUUACGAGCGUAUGUUGGAUUCGGGUAGGACUCCUAAUGCCAUUGUCUUUACGUCACUUAUUCGGAACUUCUUUAUGUCGGGAAGGAAAGACGAUGGCCACAAAAUAUACAAAGAGAUGAUUCGAAUGGGGGCGUCCCCGGAUCUUCACCUACUCAACACAUACAUGGAUUGUGUUUUCAAAUCUGGCGAGACAGAAAAAGGUCGUAAAUUAUUCGAUGAAAUUAAAACGUGGGGUCUUACUCCUACCGUCCAUAGCUAUUCGAUAUUAAUCCACGGGCUUAUAAAGGCGGGUUUAGCACGCGAAACCGAUAAAUUGUUCUCCGCCAUGAAACAACAAGGAUGUGUCCUAGACACGCUUGCUUACAACACAGUUAUUGAUGGACUCUGCAAGUCAGGUCAAAUCGAUAAAGCCUACGAGCUUCUCGAGGAAAUGAAGGUGAAGGGUUGUCCACCAACCGUCGUUACCUACGGGUGUGUAAUUGACGGGCUUGCGAAAAUUGACCGCCUAGACGAAUCUUACAUGCUUUUUGAAGAGGCGAAAUGCAAAGGCCUUGAAGUAAACGUGGUUGUCUAUAGUAGUCUAAUUGACGGGUUUGGUAAAGUAGGAAGAAUCGACGAAGCUUAUCUAGUCAUGGAGGAGUUAUUGCAAAAGGGUUUAACCCCAAACGUAUACACAUGGAAUUGCUUGCUCGAUGGGCUUGUAAAGGCCGAGGAAAUAAACGAAGCGCUUGUUUGGUUUAAUUCAAUGAAAGAAUCCAAAUGUAGUCCAAAUGCCGUAACCUAUGGGAUUCUAAUAAACGGUCUUUGUAGGGUUCGGAAAUUCAACAAAGCGUUUGUGUUUUGGGAAGAAAUGCGUAAACAAGGACUAGAACCGAAUAUGUAUACUUACACGAAUAUGAUUUCUGGGCUUGCCAAAUCUGGAAAUAUAGUGGAUGCAAAUGGACUGUUUAGGAGGUUUAGUGACAAUGGAGGAAAGCCUGAUGCAGCCUGCUGUAAUACAAUGAUCGAGGGGUUAAGUUUUGCGAACCGAGCAAUGGAAGCGUUUUCUGUGUUUGAGGAAACUAGGUUAAAAGGGUGUAACAUAUAUUCUAAGACAUGUGUUGUUCUUCUUGAAGCCUUGCAGAAGGGUGAGUGUCUUGAGCAGGCUGCAAUUGUGGGUGCUGUCUUGAGGGAAACAGCAAAUGCUAGGCAUGCUGAAAGAUAAUAAGAGCCUUACAAGAGGUAACAGUCUUUUCUUGAGUAUUCUUUGCUGCAAUUGUUAGUUAUAAUAUGGAUUGAAAGGAAUGCUAGGGUGUUUGGUACACCAAGAGCUUGUUUAAUGUAGGUCUUUUUUUGGCAAUAAUCUGAUUUUUU